CCAAAACACACACAAACACACACUUGUCAGACGAAUUCCCUUUCUUCUCUCAAACGAAAACCCUAGUCGCUAGCUAAAACUUUGUAUGCUUUUCCAAAUAAUCAACAAUGCCGGUUUGGAAUUUAAGUGAAGCACGAGGACGGAUGAUCAGUGAAGCAGAAGUUCGUCUUCAAUAUGGUGAUCAUCCGACCAUGUUUUGCAUGCUAUUAAACCAUGGUGGAAAGUUUACUGAUUUUCCUGGAAGGAAGUAUGUAAACGGAAAGAGACAUUACGUUGAGUUAAUAGACAUCGAGACUUUCUGUGUUCACGAUAUUGAUGACAUGAUGGUGAAACUUGGGUAUAUCGAUGAAAAUCUACAUGUGGAGAUGUACUAUCAUUUUCGAAGGCCACUAUGCGAUUUGGAUUUUGGCUUGUUUGCUUUAGCUUCAGAUGAUGAUGUAAGGCAUUUAGCAAAAUAUGUUGGCCAGCAUAAGCUAAUAGAGGUGUAUACAGAGCACGGGCAAACGAAAUUACACACAUACUCGAUGUCACCAAACCCAUCUAAGGUACGUAUAGUUGAGAUUGAUUGUACCCCAAAAAGAUUGUUUUUGGAAUGGCAUGAUACACAAGUUGAGCCUAAUGAUGUGUUGACAUUUGAGCCUAAUAGAAACAACCCUCCUGUUUCACCUACUAGAAAUGAGCCUUCAAUUGACAAGGUGGACAUGGUAAGUGAUAAUGCAAACAUCAUGGAAACUGAAAUUGAACAUAGUAGUGAUGAUAAUAGCAGUGGUGAUGAGAUCAACAGUGGUGAUGAUAGUGAGAGUCAAGAUGGUGACUUUCUUCUAGACGAAGACAAUAUCAUUGAUGAUGUUGAAGUUGACAUGAGAGAAUUCCACUUGAAUGUUGACCGGUCAAGAAGUAGUCAAUGA
Molecule: messenger RNA, 908 nt
Organism: Lactuca sativa (garden lettuce)
Lineage: Eukaryota; Viridiplantae; Streptophyta; Magnoliopsida; Asterales; Asteraceae
Source: RefSeq, a predicted model, not a curated record